GCCCUGGACAAUGCGUUUCAGCACUUGAAGGAAGACGAGAUUCCCGAGGCGCUGGGGACAGCUCUCUACACGUGUGUUCGCGACCCUAAGAAGGAAAGGUUUACGACGUUUGUGAAUAGACGCAGGCUCGAGUUCAUUACACUCGAGAGGUUGAAGGUUAUGCUGCCAGACACGUUCAAGAGCUACAGUACACUACGGUUCGCGAGGCUUGAUGAGAGGUCCUAUGAUAAGGUGAUUGGUUGGACCGAUGGUGGAAAUAAUUUCGAGCAGAUCGCGAAGUGCCCAGCACCCCCGCCGCCGCCUAUCGACAUGGCCACGACGGACAAGUCCGACGAGCUAGGGGCGUUCGCCAUCGAGGUGAUCGGACACGAGGAUGACGGCUGUGACGACGGCGAGGGCACGCUGCAAAUCUCGGGUUCAGAGGCGAUCGCAGGCGCGUACUACAUAGAUGCUGAGUGGCUCGACGGCGUGAUCGGAGAAGAGGACCUGCCAUGGGCAUUGUUGGACAUGCGGCCGGCGAUGAGCUACCUGGUCGAGCGCAAGCAGGUCCGGAACCAGUUGAAUGAGGCGCGAAAGGCCAGAGGUUUCUUCAAGCCGAAAGGCAAGAGUAAAGGCAAGCAUGGUCAUGGACAGGACAAGGGCAAGGGCAGCGGCAAGCAGAACCAGCGCAGGCGCAUCUCGAUCGAUCAGCUCAAGCUCAGGACGAAGUGCGCCAAGUGCAAGCAGGUUGGUCACUGGGCGCGAGCGUGCCCACAGAACGGACAUCAACAGCGACUGGCCCUUGAAGCGUUCACUAUGCAUGCAGCAGUCGGUAGCAGCCAGACGCACCAUAUCAAUAUGCCGAGGCCAGCUGAAUCUACGACCGGAGGUGCUGCGAAGUUCUUCGUCGGAGCGAUCGCCAUGUUCAUCGGCCUCGCCAUCAAUGCGCGGGGGGUUCUCGUGGACGCGGGCGUUCAGGAGGGCAUCAUCGGCGCGGAGCAGCUGAAGGGUCUAGUUCUCAAGCUGAAGGAGUUCAACUUACAGCCGCGGUGGGCGCCAGACGACGGACCCCCUCCUCGAGGCAUCGGAGGCGACGCUGAGUUCACUGGCCGCGCGGAGGUGCCAGUGGGCAUCGCAGGCGCGAGCGGCAUUCUAUCAUUCUGCGUUGUUGAUGAGGAGGUGCCCGCGCUGAUCCCAGUCGGUCUCAUCAGAGCGCUGGAGAUGGAUCUCAAGCUGCGCGGAUCUGGCGACCAA
Prorocentrum cordatum is the source of this 1233-nucleotide messenger RNA. Lineage: Eukaryota; Dinophyceae; Prorocentrales; Prorocentraceae. The record is from the annotation of a GenBank genome assembly.